Aedes albopictus (Asian tiger mosquito) is the source of this 1563-nucleotide messenger RNA. Its product is annotated as alpha-amylase A-like. The transcript has a single exon. Bases 50 to 1525 code for a protein of 491 amino acids. Lineage: Eukaryota; Metazoa; Arthropoda; Insecta; Diptera; Culicidae. Gene Ontology annotation, biological process: carbohydrate metabolic process. Gene Ontology annotation, molecular function: cation binding; alpha-amylase activity. The record is from RefSeq and is a predicted model, not a curated record.
AUAUGCCACCAGUUAAUUGCGAUUCGGGAUUGAUUAUAGCUUGGCAAAAAUGAAACUUUUGGCAAGCUUCCUCGCGGUUGCCUUUGCCACUUUGGUAUCGGCUCAAUUCGAUACCCAUCAGUGGGCCGACCGUAGCGGUAUUGUACAUCUAUUCGAGUGGAGAUGGAACGACAUUGCUGACGAGUGCGAGCGUUUCUUGGCUCCACGUGGAUACGCCGGUGUUCAGGUUUCGCCGCCAACAGAAAACGUCAUCAUAUCUGGACGACCAUGGUGGGAGCGUUAUCAGCCAGCUUCCUACCAUCUGAAUACUCGUUCCGGCAGUGAAGCUGAGUUUGCCAGCAUGGUCCGCCGUUGUAACAACGUUGGAGUCCGAAUUUACGUGGAUAUUGUCAUCAAUCAUAUGGCUGCCGUCUCUGGACAGGGAACCGGAGGUUCUCAGGUCAAUGGAUUGAAUUUCCCGGCUGUUCCGUACGGUGCAAACGAUUUCAACCCACACUGUGAAAUCUACAACUACAAUGAUCCUAACCAGGUGAGAAACUGUUGGUUGGUUGGAUUGCCAGACUUGGCUCUUGGAACCCAGUGGGUGCGCGAUAGGGUCGUUGAUUUGAUGAACAAAUGCAUUGGCUACGGUAUUGCUGGAUUCCGUGUGGAUGCAGUUAAGCACAUGUGGCCCGGAGAUCUGGAACACAUCUUCAACCGUCUUAACAAUUUGAAUACCGAUCACGGAUUCCCAGGUGGUGCUAGACCUUUCAUUACUCAGGAAGUUAUUGAUUUGGGAGGUGAAGCAAUCUCCAAGUACGAAUAUACUCAUCUUGGAACAGUUACCGAAUUCCGUUAUUCUGCUGAAAUUGGUCGCGUUUUCCACGGCCGCGAUCGUUUGGCUCAUCUCUCAAACUGGGGAGAAGAAUGGGGAUUCCUUCCAUCCCAUUUGGGUCUGGCAUUCGUUGACAAUCAUGAUAACCAACGUGGUCACGGAGCAGGUGGUGACAAUGUGCUCACGCAUAAACUGCCAAAGAACUACAAAAUGGCUAGUGCCUUCAUGUUGGCUCACCCGUACGGAAUCAUUCGAGUGAUGAGUUCAUUCUUCUUCAACGAUGGUGAUCAAGGACCACCACAAGACGGAAAUGGUAACCUAGUUCCUCCAUCGAUCAACGCUGAUAACAGCUGUGGAAAUGGAUGGGCAUGUGAACACCGCUGGCGACAGAUCUAUAACAUGGUUGGAUUCCGAAAUACCGUCCGAGGUACUGGAUUGAACGAUUGGUGGUCGAACGGAAACCAGCAGAUUGCUUUCUGUCGUGGAGGAAGUGGAUUCGUUGCAUUCAACUUGGAAGGCUAUGACAUGAAUCAGAACCUGCAGACAUGUCUCCCAGCCGGUACUUAUUGUGAUGUCAUUUCUGGUAGCAAGGAAGGAGGAAGCUGCACUGGCGCAACUGUGCAAGUCGGAGGAGAUGGUCGUGCCAAUAUCUAUAUUUCGGCUCAAAGUGAUGAUGGCGUUGUGGCCAUCCAUGCUAACUCUAGACUGUAAGCUGUUUUGUAUAAAUAAAAACUGAAAAAAAUGUAAAA